This is a messenger RNA of Neoarius graeffei (lesser salmon catfish), 6385 nucleotides long. RefSeq names its product casein kinase 1, gamma 1 (gene csnk1g1). Gene Ontology annotation, biological process: peptidyl-serine phosphorylation; endocytosis; positive regulation of canonical Wnt signaling pathway. The transcript has 13 exons. Gene Ontology annotation, cellular component: plasma membrane; nucleus; cytoplasm. Gene Ontology annotation, molecular function: ATP binding; protein serine/threonine kinase activity. The coding region runs from base 349 to 1725 and encodes 458 amino acids. Lineage: Eukaryota; Metazoa; Chordata; Actinopteri; Siluriformes; Ariidae. The record is from RefSeq and is a predicted model, not a curated record.
UCUGGUUAGCCCUGGUUCACGUUACUUGGAGAACACUAAAGAAAAGGAGGAAAAGUAGCCGCUACCUAGAAGGAUAUAAGUUGUUUUUUUUUUAAAUUCAGGAUAUUCCACCUAAAGAAAACCCCGAAACCUGAGAAGGCGAUUAAAGGAGUAAUUUAUCCGUCCGACAUCACCAGCUCUAAUCCAGAGGCUGUGGAAUGUUGUUGUCUACAGGUGCCUUGUUUUCAACCUGGUAGUAGUGACUGCCACGGGGCAGUCGUCGUCCCAUGAGCUUUGUGCCAGCCUGACGUGAGUGCUGUGGGCCCGGGCCUGUUUUCUCUGGAUCAGUGCGCGUUCAGCACUGCAGUGAUGGAUCACCCCAGAGAUAAAGAAGGCGAGAGGCCGGCGAGGAGCAGCAAAGUGGCCCAGGGACGUAGCGGGCACUCGCGGCCUUCCAGCUCCUCCACAUCCUCCGGCGUCCUCAUGGUGGGACCAAACUUCCGAGUGGGCAAGAAGAUCGGCUGUGGAAAUUUCGGGGAACUCAAACUCGGAAAGAACCUCUACACAAACGAGUAUGUUGCUAUCAAAUUGGAACCUGUGAAAUCCAGAGCCCCACAGCUCCAUUUGGAAUACCGGUUUUACAAAACCUUAGGGAGCACAGCGGAAGGCCUGCCCCAGGUGUACUAUUUUGGGCCGUGCGGGAAAUACAAUGCCAUGGUGCUGGAGCUGCUCGGCCCCAGUCUGGAGGACCUCUUCGACCUCUGUGACCGCACCUUCUCCCUCAAGACGGUCUUAAUGAUUGCCAUUCAGCUGAUCUCCCGCAUGGAGUACGUGCACUCCAAGAACCUCAUCUACAGGGAUGUGAAGCCAGAGAACUUUCUUAUCGGACGGCAAGGGAACAAAAAGGAGCACAUAAUUCACAUCAUUGACUUUGGCUUGGCCAAAGAAUACAUCGAUCCUGAAACCAAAAAACACAUUCCUUACCGGGAGCACAAAAGCCUCACUGGCACAGCACGAUACAUGUCCAUAAAUACGCACUUGGGGAAGGAGCAAAGUCGACGGGAUGACCUUGAAGCCUUAGGUCACAUGUUCAUGUACUUCCUCCGUGGCAGCCUUCCAUGGCAGGGACUAAAGGCUGACACGUUAAAAGAGAGAUAUCAAAAAAUCGGAGAUACAAAACGGAACACGCCCAUUGAAGUUCUCUGUGAGAACUUUCCAGAGGAGAUGGCUACGUAUCUGCGCUACGUACGGCGGUUGGAUUUCUUCGAAAAGCCUGACUAUGAAUACUUGAGGACCCUGUUCACUGAGCUGUUUGAACGCAAAGGAUAUACGUUUGAUUACACAUACGACUGGGUCGGCAGGCAGAUUCCCACACCGGUUGGGUCCGUGCACGUUGACUCCGGCGCGUCAGCCGUGACACGUGAGAGCCACACACACAGAGACAGACCUUCUCAGCACCAACCUCUAAGGAACCAGACGGCCUCCUCCGACCGCAGAGGGGCAUGGGAGGUGCAGCCCAACCGGCAGGCCAACUCCUACCUGACCUCCCACCUGGCGUCGGACAGGCAUGGAGGCUCAGUGCAGGUGGUGAGCUCGACUAACGGCGAACUGAACGCAGACGACCCGCUGGCGGUCCAAUCCAACGCUCCGAUCACAGUGCAGGCGGAGGUGGAAGUGGUGGACGAGGCUAAGUGCUGCUGCUUCUUCAAGAGGAAGAGGAAAAAGAACACCGCUCGGCACAAAUGAUCCGUCACCCGCUCCACCCGGCCCGUUUUAAGAACGCUCAGUAAAGAAAUUUUAUUCAAAAAGACGACAGCAAUGCCCUCAAAACGAAUCGCCUCAAAGGGAGGGACCCGCCUGUGUGAGAAAACAGAGACGCGCACGUAAUAGAGUGCAGCACGGAUGCAGGGCUGACGGACGGUUUCCUUGUAUCGGAAUACACACACAAACACAAACACACUCAUUUGGAUCUCUAAGCACUGGAACAUCAUUGCACUCCUUUUGUUUUUGUCUGUCUUUUCGUUCUUUCUUUCUUUCUUUCUUUUGGGGCCCCCUCUCCAUCCGUCUGCUGAGAGAGACGGCUCUGUGAGGGAGCCAUCCCGCGUUCUGCAGCUCGAGAGAGGGUUUGGAGGGAGUUUCACUUCACUCAAACAGAGGGACUUCAUCCACACUGGAGUUCAUCUACGUACCGAUCUGAUCCUUUGCACCGCCUGCUAGCUUUCACUUCUUCUUCUUCUUCUGUAUUCCUUCGUAUUUUCUGCUCCUCCUGACUGUGCGGUCGAAGCCUUAGAAAUUUUGCUCGCGGAGUUCUUGUAUCACUUGGACCGAAUCGGCGUAAAAACGAAAGAAACAAAAAAGCUAACUGUCUUAACGUAACGUAAAGCUAACAGGCGUUUCCGUGUGGACUCUGUAAAUGUGUGAAAUAAGCAGCCAAGUGUAAAGUGACAGCGUUGUAUUCAUGGCCUUCGACCCUCGUGCUGAUGCGACGCGACGCGACGCGAUGCGAUACCCGGCUCUGGACGAAGAGAGCGUCGAGCUCUGACGACCGAGAGCCUCAGCACACUCCCCAGUUCUACUGAAUGCUAUCUAAGCUGCUUGUUCUAAAGCACUCCACUCACUCCGACCUGCCAGUCAGCCAGCCAGCCAGCCAACCAUGCUGCUUUCUCCUCUUGUGAUGAUAUAGUAUCGCUUUAACGUGAAACUGACUUUUCUAUUAGCUGGGAUUGUGAACUUGAACUCGCCAGUGAGACGCUCCGUGGUUCUCUUUGUAUCAAACCUGAUCACUGCGUUUAUUUUAUUUUUUUUUUAUUUUCCCACGUAAUCAUCUUAUUUUUCCAGAACUCAGUCCCUGGUUUGAAUGUGGCAUUUCUUGGUUUCUUGUAAGGUUUUUUUUUUUAACAACUAUGAUGAUGAUGAUGAUUAUUAUUAUUAUUAUUAUUAUAAUUUAUUAUUAUUAUUAUUACGCCAUAUAAAUGGAAAUGAUUGCCGAAGAGAAUAAUUAUUUAAUGUGCCAGGGUGGAAUCUAGUCAGUCUGUGUGUGACUGAACAUACUUUUUACGUCCCUAUAGUAUGUAUUUCUUCGCACCACGCGUUUAUAUGUUUAUCUGAACAGAGUGUCAGAAUGGUGUAACGGUUAAUAGGAAGCUUGCUAACAUUCGUGACGUGUAAUAAUGGCUGUUUAUGAAGUGUUUCCUUGCCUCGUAGCAGUUUCAGUGGGUAUUCACGAUCAGUGUCCGAUCCGGUUGUUUAUUAUAAUUAUUAUUAUUAUUAUUAUUAAUUUUUUUUUUUUUGAAGGGAACAUGCAAACUGAUGAUGGUAACUCGAGUGCUGUCUUCGAAAGACACUCAAACUGCCACUGCUAAAUCUCUCCUCUUAAUGCCUUAACUAACACUACACAGCGGACAGAGCCGUUUCACGCGCUUCUGCGUCAAAACACUACACAACUCUUCUCUUGCCUUCGGUUAGCGUAGUACUGUCAGGCCUCUUGCGCUAAAACUCCCUAAACAGCCGGAUCCAAAAGAAACCGACUCGAAAACCGAACCCUAUCAAGAUUUCGUGACUGUUGUAAAUUGCUUGGUGUCAUGUCGUCUUUUUUUUUUUUUUUUUUCCUCCUCCUGUUCGCUCACGAAGCAGUCCGAAAGCGGCUCCGUCCCAGGUAGGCCCGUGAUCUCCGAGAUAUAAGAUGAGGUCCAUUUAAAAUCGUGAUUUUAGUAUCUAGCUUCGGUUCUGGAGAGCUUGAACACACCUGGUUUAACGUGUGUAAGUAUGUCGUGUUGCUCUGAAUCAGGUUUGUAAGACAGUGAGGUGCUCCAGAAAUGGAGUUAGACAAUCAUGCCAUCGAUUAAAUGUUCCUAAGGUGGUGGCGGUUUUUGGUUGCAGAAAGUUGGUCUUGAAGGAACUGCAGUUUGAUCUUAGUGAUGCUGUUUCCUUUUUUUUUUUUCCCCCUCCACUGAUCGCCUGUGUCCACAGGAAAAUCCACUGGUUUUGUGAUUUUUUUUUUUUUUAAUUGUAUGUUAAAUGUGAAUUGAAAAGUAUAAGAAAUGAUAUAACUUAUAUAUAUUAUAUAUUUGUUGUUUUUGGUUUUUCAUUACCUGGCCAUAAAGAAUUUGAGGAGACAGACAGACUGAUGGACAGAGAGACACGGACGGAUGGAUAGACAGAGGUAGAGGGACAGAUGGACGGACAGGCAGAGGGAGAGAGACAGACGGAUAGACCGAGAGAGGGACGGAGAGUUGGGCAGAGAGAGAUGGAUGGACGGCGAGAGGGAAAGAGACAGACGGAUAGAUAGAUCAAGAGGGAGAGAGACAGACAGAUGGCUAGACAGACAGAAGCCAUGGAAAAAAUGCGACUGCACUAGACUUUCACUCCCUUCCUCUUCUGUUGCUGUUUUAACGUUUCUUUAGCCAGUGUGAGAAAUUAUGAAAAGCUCACUCGUGAGCUUUGACCCGACCACUAUUGUUUCUCGAAAGUUCUGGUCAAGUAGCAGAAAAAGAAAUCCAGAGAUGGGAAGCCCGCCAGGCACGAUGAGGUGAAGGUGACCGGUUUUAAAUGAUCCAAACGAACAGUUCGGACCAAAAGAACAAUAAGGAUGACCUCGAACUAGAUCGUCUGAUUCCGUUGCUUGCUUGCUUGAUGAUUACUUGAUGAUUAACUUCAUGAUUAAGGCUAUGUAUAGUUCAGAAAUAAUUCGCACGAAAGCAUUCAUCAUUCAUAUCCUCUGGUUUCUCGAAUAAUGCCGUGAUGAUGAGUGAAAUUCCUGCCGGGUGAACCCGACGUCCUUGCGGCUGAGAAACGGCUGUCACUCGGUGUUUGUGGGAACAGUGGAUCACGGACGGGCGGCUCGCCGCUGAACCAGCGUGGAUGCAACAUGCUAUGUUAUGAGCAAUAUUUCAGAAGCUUUGCUUUAUCAAGACUUUUUUUUUUUUUUUUAAAUCUCACUCAUCCUGUGUCUCUCCAGUCACUUCAGUUCUAAGUUAUUUUGUGGAAAGUACUUGAAUCCCGUUCACUCUCGGAAAUCCAGUUGCCGAAUCUCUCCUGGUGUCUGAGGAGAGGUUUCUUGCGAGCUUUUUUUUUUUCAGUUAAACUUUUUGCAUAUUGCAUGCCUCCAGACGAAUGUUUGGUGGGAGUGGGGUUUUUGUUUGUAUUUUUUGGACGGGUGCUGCUUGCUGCUGUCAGGUGUUCCCGUGUGCUCGCUUAAGGGAGAACGACUUGCACAAGAAGACAAGUCUGUACACUUAUUCUCCUUCUAUCCCACGCUCUUUCAUUCCCUUUUGCCAGGUUUCAGAAUUUCUGGUAGUAGUGACGUGUCUGUAGGCUGCACAUGCUACAUUGCUAGUUUUGCCCAGAUGUGGGGUCAGUGUUAUUAAAUGUGAAGUUUAGAUUUGGGUUAAAAGAUCCAGGCGAGCAGAUUUGAAGCUUGGUUUCUAUGGUGAUCGUGGUUUUUUUUGGUAAAAAUCAAGAUGGGUGGAAUUGAGGCAGGGCCAAUGGAAAAUGUUUGAGUAGGCAAAGGGAGCCAUCUGCUGACCAUUUUUACCAAAAAGCAUUCGCUCUUUCUUUCGUUCAACACUAAACACUGAAAUCCUUGACGUUUUGCGUACGUUGUUCCUUUUCACCGGAGUCUUGGUUGAAGCCGGCGUAAAGACGACGACGACGACGAUGACUAGCCGAUUUCAAAACAUCUUUCCAAGUUUGGAAAGCAGCCGGUUUUCGUACUAAUCAUAUUUUCCAAAAUAAAGGUGGUGAAUACGGUUUCUUUAUCCUAACAAUACGGUCAAUAAUAACAACCCUGUGCUCUAUGGAUGUCUUAAUAGCUGUUACUUUUACAUCAAUCAAGUAGAAACAUCCCUUAUAGGGUUCAAAUGACGGGUUUUAAAGACAAAAAGUCGCCUCGUUAGGUCGAGGGUUCAGCAUUUCUGCAGUUUCUCCAACGCAUGGCUUCGAAUAAGACCGCAAUGGUCAAUACUUCGAGAUGGGACUUUAUCUGAUGUACAGUCCGGGCAUGAACUUUCUCCACUUUCUGUUCAAUCGCAAUCAUAAAGCUUUGUAACAUCUGCACUCAGCUUUGGUGCUGCAAGUAUUUUCUAGUUCAGCGUUCUUUUAUUCGGAUCGCCAUUGCUGUCAGUCAUCAGUGUGAAGAUUUAAUGUGAACAAAUUCAUAGAUCUGCUUCCGGCACAUUCGUUGGUUUAACAAAGUUCAGAUUGAACAGAACAGCGCUACGAUAUUCCAGUUAUCGUCCAUAUUUUAUCACUACAAUUUUUUUUCCCCUCUCAGUGUUUCGUAAACGAUUCUUCGCAACACAAGUGAUUUUUUUCUUUCUUUUUCUUUCCAAGUAAUGAAAAUUUGACUUGUACAGUACUGUAAUUCCCUUUCUGCUUCUGGUCAUUAAAAAAAAAAAAUCCUCACGCA